AUGUUCGGCUCAUUCAGGCCAACUAAUUCUCUAAUGGGAGGACUUUUGUGGAAGAUUCCAUGGAGGCUCUCAAAAUUCCAGAAAGCGCGCCAGCGAAAACGAUUACGUGCUGUCGACAAUGUAAUCAGUGUUAUAGAUAAAGCUCUUACCAAGAAGGGUAUCGUGAUGAAGUCAAUCGAGUCGUGGAAAAAUGAAAUGCCAAUCGAGCAAGAAAUGAUACCAAAGGAUAAAUAUACCAUUUUUGACCGGAAAGAAAAAAACUACCGAAAGUCGAUCAGGAAACUACCUAAAUGGACAAGAGUGUCCCAGAGAAUAAAUCCUCCUGGCUACUAA
Molecule: messenger RNA, 333 nt
Organism: Blumeria graminis f. sp. triticale
Lineage: Eukaryota; Fungi; Ascomycota; Leotiomycetes; Helotiales; Erysiphaceae
Source: the annotation of a GenBank genome assembly